Messenger RNA from Alternaria alternata, 2789 nucleotides. RefSeq lists its product as hypothetical. The transcript has 4 exons. NCBI's taxonomy places the organism in Eukaryota, Fungi, Ascomycota, Dothideomycetes, Pleosporales, Pleosporaceae. Bases 1 to 2496 code for a protein of 831 amino acids. The record is from RefSeq and is a predicted model, not a curated record.
AUGGAACAUAUCAAGGAUGUUGAUCGACAGCAGAGCAGUGUGACUCAGGCUGUGUCGGCUGUGUCGACUCCACUUACUGACACUUCGUCUCUAUCAGAGCUUUCAGAAACCCCCUCUUCGGAGGUGGGCAGUGUGAGCUUUGAUGGCCCAGGUGUUGCAGACGUGGAUGAAGACUCUGCAGGCGAGUACCGAAGCGACAACAACAACAACACAUACGAUGACCAGAGAGAGGCCGAACGCAAUCUGAAGCAUACUAAAAUCACAUGCGCAAAGGGUCGCCUUGGAGGCACUAUCAGUGACAAUCGUCACAUCAAAGACUCCUGCUGGAAAGUCUGCGACGAGUGCUGCGAAUCCAACAAUGCUAAGUGCGACGCCUUCUACGUCAAAGGCGCAUGCAAACAUUGUGUGAAGCAGGGAUUGAAUUGCACCAAACAUACCGAACCAGUGUCAGAUUGUGUUCCUGAAUUGCUUACAGGUGUACAUCCGCAGCCAUACAAGUCAACUCCAAGGGCUACCCGUGCCGGUACAACUUCGAAGCAAGAUAGAGGCAAACGCAAAGCCACCCAGUCACCAAGCGCUAGCCCAAACUCCAAACCUGUCGUCAAACGCGCAGCAGCUGCUGCUGACAGGGAAGAGAGGCGAGCAAUCGUCGGUCCGGAUGAUAACGCCCUACGUCCAGAUCCAUUGGACAAGUCGCAGUUCACUGCAGACGAGAAGCUCCAGGAACGGAAACGUGCUGAGGAGAACGUUUCGGUCACUGGCAAUCAUGUUCAGAACGAUCAAGAUUUACGAUAUUACGUUCCAACCGCACCGCCAUCUCGACAAACAAUCAUGCCCCAGCGCAGGCAACAAGGUCAAGGACUGUCACAGUCGUCGUUGCCUUCGGGCAUGCUACGCUUGACGCCCGGUCAGCAACACGAUGGUCGCGAUGUCGUGACUGUCGAUGAAGCUCUACGUCGUUGGCCACAAACACACAAUAGUGCCGGUCGUAUGUUUUAUAUCGUGGAUGGGAAUGGAGAGGUCUUGAAUCAGUCCAUGAUCGAGGGUAACGAGCUCCUCCAGAACGUACACCGUCAACAAGCACGUAUUGAAGUAUGGGCAGCUCGGUAUGACGACGCAUUUCGUGUAAACCAGGUGCCUCCACCAGUUGAUCCAGUAUUCCCACAACAGAACGCUCGUCGCACUAGUUUCAACGAGGCACAUCCCCCAGUGUCUCGCCUGGACCGCUUCCGCCCUGUCCAAUCAGCCAACUUCAAGAUCUAUGAAGAUGCUGCUCGUCGAAAGCUGCAAUCAAAAGACUUUGUUGCCAGUGCGCCAGGAUCUCGUAUGCCGUCUCGUCAGUCAUCGCCUCAACCAUCCCCACAUCUAGGCGCGCCGGCACGUCUGCCGUCAUCUGAGCAGUCUCGAGGAAUGAAUCUGGUGUCUCAGACUACGGAGGGACACGUUGGUCGGGAGAUCACUCGGCCCAUCUCCCUGCAACUCUCGACGCCUAUGAUAGCUGACGAGAACCAUCCCGUUCUAAGUCUUCGCAUCCACAGCAACACGUACGAUAUCAACAACACCCCCAUCUUCUCCAUCCUCACGAUUCGCGCAUCACGAAAGUUCGGCCCUCAUCUAGACGCCUAUUGUCGACAGCGAAACAAACAGUACGGGGUAGAUUGGGCGUUCAUCUACCGAUAUGCUCUGGGUGGGCCUCGGGAUGCGCAACGCGAACGUUAUAUCAACAUUGACUACGACAUGACUCCAAACGACGUCCAAGACACCGAGCGCCCCGAAAUCAAACUCCGUGACAUGGACACCCUCAUGGUCAUGAAAGCAAAGUCCCACACGGCAGUCAUGUUCGAGAGUAGUCAUGAUGGAAUAGAGAUUCCACAAUCGCCUAUCGGCUCACCAGUCUCUGAAGAACAAGUCGAUAUCAUCAACGGAGAGACUCCGAUCUAUCAGAACGCUGGCACCAUCGCAAACUGGCACAGCCUUGUUGAUACUAAGAUGGUGGAGUUACGUGGUGAGAUUAUCGGCCUCAGUCAGGAAAAUCAGCUUCAGAAGACAGUUAUAGCGCAGCAAACCGAGAUGCUCCAUGAUCUGGUCAAGCGCAACAAUGAUCUGAUACAGGGUAACUAUGGCCGUGUAACUCGCCGUGUUGGACACGUUCUCCCUUCUACUGCUCAAUACACUGCUAGUCUCGGUACUGUCUCUCAACGUGGUCCAGCAGAUCAGCAUAGCCCUUUUCUAGAUCGCCUAGAAGCUGUUCGCCAACCUACCGAGCAUAUCGCAUUGAAGAAAUCAAACGAGCAAUAUCGCUUCCCAACAUCUGCUCAUGGAACGCAAGCUCGUUCUCCUGUGUAUCAUAGUGGCGCACUCAAGACAUCACCAGAUCUCCAGGAAAGCGGUGUACCUAAGAUGCAUCCUGCGCAGUUUGCUGCUCAUGGUUCAACUCCUCUACUCCAAGGCCCCAACGGCGGCGAUGAUGGCUGGAAUAUGGAUAAAGCUGCAUGAAUUGCUCGGAGCGGACUGAGUGGCAAUAUGGCUUCUCGUGUCCCUUCACUGGGACUGGGAGCAAGCUCAAGACCCACUCUCGAUGAUGUACUUCACACCUCCUCAUCUAAGAAAUGUGAAGCGCUAGUGUUAUUUGCAGGAGGGUUUGAAGUCCGGUUGCCCAUCUCUACAUCCUGAACCUUGUGAACGGCAGCGUCUGCACCUCCAGCACUACCGCCACUACGACGCAUAUGCUGCAAUACGACAUCCAGCAACGGUCAUAACUACUCUCUGUGGAGACGUUUAGUGUAGAU